AUGGAAGAUGUUUUGGCUGAAAAAUUGUCAAGAGUUUGCAAGUUCGAUUUGCCAUUCAUCCCUUGUAGCAUUCCCUUUGAAUGCCAUCCUGAUUUUACUAGGAUAUCCAAAGAUACUGAUGCAUGGGCUCUUAGAAUGUUGAGUAUCACUGAUCCAUAUGAGAGAAAGAAAGCUCUUCAGGGAAGACAUAGCUUGUAUAGCCCAAUGAUUAUUCCAAGAGGGGAGAGCAGCAAAGCGGAGCUUUCAUCAAAGCAUACAUGGACUAUGUUUGUUUUAGAUGACAUUGCCGAGAAUUUUAGUGAGCAAGAGGGAAAAAAAGCUAUUGAUAUUCUUCUUGAAGUUGCUGAGGGAAGCUAUGUCUUAAGCGAAAAAGAGAAGGAGAAGCAUCCUAGCCACGCCAUGUUUGAGGAAGUGAUGUCGAGCUUUCGGAGUCUCAUGGAUCCCCCACUGUUUGCUCGCUACAUGAAUUGCUUGAGAAACUAUCUGGAUUCUGUGGUGGAGGAGGCCUCUUUGCGAAUUGCCAAAUCUAUUCCAAGCCUCGAGAAGUACCGGCUGCUCCGGAGAGAGACAAGCUUUAUGGAAGCAGACGGAGGCAUUAUGUGUGAGUUUUGCAUGGAUCUCAAGUUGCAUAAGAGUGUGGUGGAAUCCCCAGACUUCGUAGCCUUUGUCAAGGCAGUGAUUGAUCACGUCGUUCUUGUCAAUGAUCUCCUUUCCUUCCGACACGAGCUGAAAAUCAAGUGCUUCCACAACUAUCUCUGUGUCAUCUUUUGCCACAGCCCGGAUAAUACAAGCUUUCAAGAGACUGUGGACAAGGUAUGCGAAAUGAUCCAGGAGGCCGAAGCCGAGAUCUUGCAACUCCAACAGAAGCUGAUUAAGCUGGGCGAGGAAACUGGGGACAAAGAUCUGGUGGAGUAUGCAACAUGGUACCCUUGUGUGGCAUCUGGAAAUCUUCGCUGGUCAUACGUCACAGGACGCUACCAUGGACUUGACAAUCCGCUGCUGAAUGGUGAACCAUUCCAAGGAACCUGGUUUCUACAUCCAGAAGCCACCCUCAUCUUGCCAUUGGGAUCCAAAUGCGGCAAUCAUCCAUUUAUCACGAUUUGAUUUUAUGUCUUUGGGAAAUGUAUUGUGUUCUAUAAUAAACUGGAAUUGUUUUGAGUUCUAAAAUUAAAUAAAAGGAGAAACAGGGUUUAGUGAA
Messenger RNA from Selaginella moellendorffii, 1198 nucleotides. RefSeq names its product (E)-2-epi-beta-caryophyllene synthase. The record is from RefSeq and is a predicted model, not a curated record. The transcript has a single exon. Bases 1 to 1104 code for a protein of 367 amino acids. NCBI's taxonomy places the organism in Eukaryota, Viridiplantae, Streptophyta, Lycopodiopsida, Selaginellales, Selaginellaceae.